This is a messenger RNA of Neopsephotus bourkii (Bourke's parrot), 1409 nucleotides long. It is a transcript of the gene SPRYD3, whose product is annotated as SPRY domain containing 3. The record is from RefSeq and is a predicted model, not a curated record. The transcript is spliced from 11 exons. Gene Ontology annotation, molecular function: protein binding. The coding region runs from base 80 to 1330 and encodes 416 amino acids. NCBI's taxonomy places the organism in Eukaryota, Metazoa, Chordata, Aves, Psittaciformes, Psittacidae.
AGCGCGGGGACCCGGAUGUGAGCAGAGCAGGCCGGAGAGGGGAGCCCCAUGGAGGGAGCGGGGCCGCUCUGCCCGCGCCAUGGAUGACCUCCACCUGCACUACAGGUUCCUCAACUGGCGCCGGCGCAUCCGCGAGAUCCGCGAGGUCCGCGCCGGCCGCUUCCAGGAGCGCUCCAAGCACAUCCUGGUGGAUGGGGACACCCUCAGCUACCACGGGAGCUCCGGUGAGGUCGGCUGCUACGUGGCCCCACGGCCCCUCACCAGGGACAACAACUACUUCGAGGUGUCCAUCGUGGACAGCGGUGUGAGGGGCACCAUCGCCGUGGGGCUGGUGCCCCAGUUCUACAGCCUGGACCACCAGCCCGGCUGGCUGCCCGGCUCUGUGGCCUACCAUGGUGAUGAUGGCAAGCUCUACAGUGGCCGGGCCAAGGGCCGUCAGUUCGGCUCCAAGUGCAGCUCCGGCGACCGCGUUGGCUGCGGCAUCGAGCGCGUGUCCCUGGAGGUGCGCACGGCGCACGUGUUCUUCACCCGCAACGGCAAGAGGGUGGGCUCCACGGAGGUGCCGCUCUGCGCUGAGGGGCUCUUCCCGGCCGUGGGGAUGCACUCUCUGGGGGAGGAGGUGCGGCUGCACCUGCGGGCAGCGCUGCGGCCCGAGCCCGACGACCGCAUGGUGGUGGACAGCGGGGAGGAGGAGUGGGGCCGCCUGCACGACGUGCGCGCCUGCGGGACGGUGCUGGAGUACGUGGGGCAGGGCAAGAGCAUCGUGGAUGUGGGGCUGGCCCAGGCGCGGUGCCCGCUCAGCACCCGCAGCCACUACUUUGAGCUGGAGAUCGUGGACCCGGGCGAGAAGUGUUACAUAGCCCUGGGGCUGGCACGCAAGGACUACCCCAAGAACCGGCAUCCCGGCUGGAGCAGGGGCUCGGUCGCCUAUCAUGCAGAUGAUGGGAAGCUGUUCCAUGGCAGCGGAGUUGGGGACCCCUUUGGACCCCGCUGCUACAAGGGCGACAUCAUGGGCUGUGGCAUCAUGUUCCCGAGGGACUACAGCCUGGACAGCGAGGGUGACAGCGACGACCCCAGCGACGGGGGGGAGGUGCGGGGCCGCGCGGUGCGGAACGUGAUGUACCUGCCCCCCGAGGAGGAGGAGGAGGAGGAUGGAGAGGAGCUGGAGCCCGAGCACGGCGGCAGGAAGGUGGUGGUGUUCUUCACCCGCAAUGGGCAGAUCAUUGGCAAGAAGGAGGCGCUGGUGCCCCCCGGGGGGUACUUCCCCACAGUGGGAAUGCUGAGCACGGGGGAGAAGGUGAAGGUGGAUCUGCACCCCCUCAGCGGGUAGGGGGGGCCCCCCCAUAACCUCCCCCAUUUCCUUCCCCCCCCCCAUGCACUUUAAUGCCAUUCCCCCCAAUGUAUUAUUU